Molecule: messenger RNA, 2182 nt
Organism: Hevea brasiliensis (rubber tree)
Lineage: Eukaryota; Viridiplantae; Streptophyta; Magnoliopsida; Malpighiales; Euphorbiaceae
Product: cysteine-rich receptor-like protein kinase 44
Exons: 7
Coding region: 125-2056 (643 amino acids)
Biological process (GO): protein phosphorylation
Molecular function (GO): protein kinase activity; ATP binding
Source: RefSeq, a predicted model, not a curated record
CUUGAGACUGAAAACUUCCCAAGGAUUUGGGGAAAGAUUGAACUCUUUCAAAUUUUCAAUUAUUUCUAUCUUACUUGCAUUAGGCUUGCUAAAUUUGGUAAAGGAACGGAGUGAGUUGAGACUAAUGGCCUCUUUACAAAUACAAAUGGUUUACCUCCUCUGUUCCAUUUUCCUGCAUUUCAUUGCCCUCACUACUUCUCAACCUGAACUUCUCUAUCACCAUUGUUUGGACAAGCUGGGCAAUUACACAGCAAAUAGCACUUACCAGGCUAACCUCCGUCGACUACUCAACUCUAUGUACACCGACACCGAAAUUGAUUCUGGAUUCUACAAUUUCUCUUACGGAGAAAACAAUAACAAGGUUUAUGCAAUUGCACUUUGCAGAGCAGAUGUCAGGCCGGAUACCUGCCGUGAGUGCAUCAAUAAUUCAAGCAUCGCAAUAACUUCACUUUGUCCCAAUCAAAAGGAAGCUAUUGUAGGUUUUGAAAAAUGCAUGUUGCGCUACACAGGAAUGCCCAUCUUUGGCCUGUUGGAAGUUGAGCCUUCCUCUUCUUGGUAUAACUUGAAUUUUGUUUCAGACAUUAAUGGGUUCAACAAGUCCCUGUAUUCCCUGUUGGAUAGACAGCGAAAUCAAGCAGCAGCUGGCGAUUCUCGUCUCAAAUAUGCUAGUGGAAAAAUAAGUGCUCCAGACUUUCAAACUAUAUAUGCACUUUCACAGUGCACUCCUGAUUUAUCCCAAUCACAAUGCAGUUAUUGCCUUUAUAAUGCUUCUGGAGUUAUUCCACAGUGUUGCAGAGCAAGGCAAGGCGGAACAGUUGUUCUCCCAAGUUGUAAUCUUAGGUAUGAGAUUAACCAAUUCUAUGAUGGUCCUGUUGGUGAAUUUCCAUCUUCUCAGGAUCCUUCGAAAGGAAAGCAGAGUGUGGUCAUCAUUAUUAUUGUUUCUGCUGUUAUUUCUGUGAUUCUUAUUAUCUGCAUCAGCAUUAUUUUGAGACGAAAGAAACCAAGAGAGGAUGUUAAAAGCGCGGAUGGCAUCAUAGAUGUGGAAUCCUUGAGAUUUGACUUGGAAACAAUUAGGCUUGCGACAAAUAACUUCUCUGAAGCUAAUGAAGUUGGAAAAGGCGGUUUUGGUGCAGUAUACAAGGGUACAUUUCCCAAUGGAGAGGAUAUAGCAGUGAAGAGAUUAUCUAGGGAUUCUAGACAAGGUGAACUUGAAUUUAUGAAUGAAAUCCUGUUAGUAGCUAAACUUAAGCACAAGAAUUUGGUUACGCUCCGAGGUUUCUGCUUUGAACAAGGGGAAAGGCUUCUUGUCUAUGAGUUCCUGCCUAAUUUGAGCCUCAACAGCCUCAUAUUUGAUCCAGUCCAGCGCUUGCAAUUGGAUUGGGAAAAACGUUACGUAAUCAUAAAGGGCAUUGCUCGAGGGCUUCUUUACCUUCACGAAGAUUCUCGUUUUCGAUUAAUUCAUCGUGAUCUCAAAACUAGUAACAUUUUAUUAGAUGAACAAAUGAAUCCAAAAAUUUCAGAUUUUGGCAUGGCAAGGUUAUUUGCAGCAGAUCAAACUCAGGACAAUACAAAAAGAGUGGUCGGAACCUUAGGGUACAUGCCUCCAGAAUACGUAAAGCAUGGAAAGUUUUCAAUUAAAUCAGAUGUCUUUAGCUUUGGUGUAAUAGUUUUGGAAAUUGUGAGUGGUCGGACUAGAAGUUUCCGCAAUGGGGAGGACUUCGAAGACCUUCUAACUUAUGCUUGGAAGAAUUGGAAUCAGGGAACAGCUUUAAAUCUGAUAGAUCCCACUUUGAGUGUUGGCUCAAGAAAUGAGAUGAUUAGGUGCAUCCACAUUGGCUUGUUAUGUGUUCAAGAAAAUUUAGCUGAUAGACCAACCAUGGCUUCUGUUGUAAUUAUGCUUAGUAGCUGCUCUUUGAGUCUUCCAGUGCCUCUGAAACCUGCAUUUUUUGUUCCCAAUAUCGUGUUACCAGAGGCAUCAUCAAGUUUAACAGAGUCGUAUUGCCAGGAACAAUCUUCCAAGAAUGAUGCUUCAAUCUCUGAGAUGUACCCUCGAUAGAAUUUGGGGGAGGAUGCAUUAUUAAGUUAAUUUUCUAAAAUGUGAAUUUUGAAUUGCAUGCUGCUUUAGUAUGUUAUUUUGUAGAUCUUAUUGCUUUACAAAUGGAAAAUUUUAGAAUUCUCGUGA